Molecule: messenger RNA, 1786 nt
Organism: Salvia hispanica
Lineage: Eukaryota; Viridiplantae; Streptophyta; Magnoliopsida; Lamiales; Lamiaceae
Source: RefSeq, a predicted model, not a curated record
UGCUGCUACCCAACAACCUCAACAGCACACCAGGAAAAUCGCAUCGCUCUCUCUCUCUCUCAUCCUGUGCUUUUUCAGCCAUUUUUCCACUACACAUAGCAGGACUCAUCAAUUCCUUCCUUUCUCUCUCCUCUCGCUUUGUCCAUGUCUACACAAUGCCUACAUCGUCUCAUUCUAUUCAAAUCAGGAAUCUCUUCUUGACUUGCAACUUUUUCCCAACAACAAACCAGAGUCCCAACAUCACACUCACCUCACGCACCACCAAAAUUAAAGCAGAGAGAGAAUUUUGCGUGUGCCACAAUUGCCCUUCUGCAACCCCAGCCCCCCAAAAAUCCCCCAUCUUCAUCAUCAACUUCACUCCCUUUCCAACAACUAUGACUUUUUAUUUUGCCGUGGGCUUUUUCGCCCUUUGCUUUAGUCCACACAGGAAACAACCCAACCUUCCCACACGUCCCCCUAUUUCAUCUCUCUAUCUAUCUCCCCUAUUCCUUCUUUUCUUUAUUACUCGCCCAUCUCUCUUCCGUCUUCACAUCUUUUUCCAUUUUCCUCGUUUCCGUGUUUUCACAGCUAACCCCUAUAUACAUCCAUCCCAUUCCCGUCUGCAAAAUCAAAGCUUUUCAAAAGGGGGCCUCCUGCUUUGAUUUUUAAUUUUAUGUCAAUGAAGAUCCAAGGGGGGAUUUUGGAUCAAACGACGCCGUAUGGCCUUGCUGCGAGAGAGGAUGUUAGGGCUAAGCAUAAGUAUCAGACUCUUGUUCAGGACUAUCACGACUUGCAAAAGGAAGUUAAUAUCAUGAGAAGCAGAUUAGAGGCGGGGAAGCAGAGCAAGAUGGCUCUCGCUGCUGAAGUUCGGUUUCUACGCAAAAGAUUUAGUUACUUGGUGAACAUGAAGACUAAGAAUUCGCCACCGAAAGAAAAAUUAGGACAGUCACCAAAUCUGCAGAAGCAAACUAAGCAGACUGAGAGACUUCGCAGAAAAGAAGCCACGCUUCCUAUUUUACCCCCGAUUCCGGAAGUCAGACCGAAGAAGAAACAGUAUGUUAGUAAAAAAUUAGGUUUGUUUGGCACGUCUCCAGUUGGGAAUCCUGAUUUUAGCCACAAAGUAAGGCUAGACACUGGGAAAGUUAAUUUGAUGCAGAUCACAGCUCCAUUUCUUGACUUGAACAAGAAAGGAAGAAUGAAUGCAAAUGAUACAGCUCCGAGCAAUGCAGCUACAGCUUUUGAUUUGAACCAAGUUAGUAGUUCUAGUGUGAGAGAAUCGUCAUUGCCCAGCCGAGCGCCUAUCUUUGACUUGAAUGAAAUCUCGAUGGGUGACGAGGAUGAGGAUUUCCAGACUAAUGACGAAGUGGUGAAGUAUGAAGAAAGCAGGAGAAGUUUAAUGAGACAUCCAAAUGAUGAAGUACAAAACGAUUUGAUGCUGUCCAUAUGUAGAAAUGCUGGUGAAGGGUCGUCUCGUGUGGGGAAGAGGAAGAUCUCGUGGCAGGAUCCAGUAGCAUUGAGAGUUUGAAGCGCCUUUUCAACCCUGUAAUGGUGGCUUCCGUGCCAUUGCUUUGGCGCGUUUUCUGGGAUAAAACCUUAGUUAAUAGUAGUACUACUUAAAAGCACUGCCUGAAAUGGACAAACUAGAGCUAAUUUAAGGAUUAUAUAGUUUAUACCCUGUAGUUUGCUCUAGUUUCUGCUUGGACUUGAUAGCCUCUAUUGCAUGAUUUUAUGUAAAAAAGGACGAAAAGUCAGUUUAAAUCAUGCUUCUUGCUGAUUAGUCUAUAGAGAAUGAAUCGACCUGUGUUUA